Molecule: messenger RNA, 3662 nt
Organism: Oryzias latipes (Japanese medaka)
Lineage: Eukaryota; Metazoa; Chordata; Actinopteri; Beloniformes; Adrianichthyidae
Gene: trip10b
Product: thyroid hormone receptor interactor 10b
Biological process (GO): signal transduction
Molecular function (GO): protein binding
Source: RefSeq, a predicted model, not a curated record
ACCUGAACUUGCUUCAGGAAGGGAAAAAAAAGCGCCUGCUGGGCGGGUUUCCCCCCCUUCUUUCUGUAGCUGGCUGUAAGAAACAGGACGGGCGAGUCCGUGCCAAGGAGAAGGCGUAGACUUCCUCGUAACAUUUCCUCCGCCAUCUCCGCUUUAGUCUCCAGCACUGAGGGAGCGAGGAGGACCUUCUCGACCCGACCGAAGCUCCGUCUUUCUCCUCUUAGCGGCACAGCUCUCCUCCAGCUGACAUGGACUGGGGAACGGACCUUUGGGACCAGUAUGAUGUCAUCGACAAGCACACUCAGUCUGGCCUGGACCUGAUGGACCGUUACAUCAAGUUUGUGAAGGAGCGCACAGACAUUGAGCAAAACUACGCCAAGCAGCUCAGGAAUCUGACAAAGAAGUACAACAAAAGAGGAAAUAAAGAUGACCAGGACUGCAAAUACAGCAAUCAUGCUGCGUUCCAGGAAAUCCUGAAAGAGCUGAACGACUACGCGGGACAACGGGAGGUCAUUGCCGAAAGCAUGACCACCACCAUUUGUACCGAACUCAUUAAGCAUUUACAGGACCUUAAAGUGGAGCGCAAAAAUCACCUGUUAGAUGUCAAGAAGGCCCAGCAGAAUUUAGACACUGCUUUUAAACACCUAGAAACCAUAAAAAAACGUUCUGCCAAGGAGUGGGCAGAGGCUGAGAAAGCAACACUACAAGCAGAGAAAAUUGAAAGUGAUACCAACUCUACCAAGCCGGAUGUCGACAAAGCUAAACAGCAUGCAAACGUGCGGACACACAUAGCAGACGAGUGCAGGACGGACUAUGCUGCAGAGCUGCAGAAAUACAACAAGGAACAGAAGUCCCACUAUUACUCUGAGAUACCACAGAUCCUUAAUAAACUGCAGGACAUGGAUGAACGGAGGAUCAGGAUCCUGGCGGAGAAAUAUUGUCGCUUUUCAGAAAUUGAAAAGAACGUUCUGUCCAUAAUCACAAAGUGUCUCGAUGGAAUUACUGCAGCGGGAAAACAAAUUGAUGAGAAAAAGGACUCCAAACUUUUGAUAGAACAACAUAAGUCUGGGUUUGAACGACCCGGGGAUGUGGAAUUUGAAGACUACACCCAGGGAGUUAAAAAAGCUAUUUCUGAAUCCAGCCUCAACCCACCAAAAGUGCGCGGCAAGCUUCGGCUGUUCGGAAAGAAGCACAAGGCACAAUCAGAGGACUUCUCUCACCUUCCUCCAGAGCAGAGGAAGAAGAAGCUGCAAGCCAAGAUUGAGGAAAUCAGCAAAGAUCUGCAGAAGACUCAGGACCAAAGUGAAGCACUGGAUAAGAUGAAGGGCGUGUAUGAGCAGACUCCACAGAUGGGAGACCCUGCCAGUCUGGAACCACAGAUCUUAGAAACUUCCCAGAAAAUAAGCCGCUUGAAGGGGGAGCUGAAUAAAUAUGAGACAUGGCUUUCAGACAUAGUAGGAGGAGAGGAAUCGCCCAGCACCAUCAACAACAACAGUCAACACGGGAAUGACAAUUCUCAAAACAUCUACACAAGUUUUGAGGAGGAUUUUGAUGACAUACCAUCGCCCAUCGGCCACUGCGAAGCUUUGUACACCUUUCAGGGCAACAGCGAAGGCACUGUUUCCAUUUUGGAGGGGGAGCUGUUAACCAUAAUGGAGAAUGACAAAGGAGAUGGAUGGAUGCGAGUCCUGAAAGGCAAUGGGGAGGAGGGCUACAUACCUUCAUCCUACGUCAAGCAAACAGCCUAACUUCCAUUACUGAGAGGUUAAAAGCCAGCGUGGAAUACAAAGCCAUUCAAAACAACUGGAGUUGUUGUUCAAAUCUUUGAUGUCAGCCACAUUGGGGUGAAUGGGAGCUGUUAUGGGCGUGGACUCCAGAAUGCUCCCCCAUCUCUGACCCCCCUCUGGGAAGUGAGACUGAGCCAUAAAAAGCUAAAUAUCAGUCCUGCAUUAUUCCUAUAGAAUUUAUAAAAGCGACAAAUUUUGAAUGUAGUUACGACAAUUCCUGUAACUCCCGCUUCAUUGUACAUUUAUUUUAUUCCAAUAUUUUAUGAAUAUUUUAUUGCUCAACUUGACUUUUUUUUCUGUCAGUUCUUUCAACCUGCUGAUGCUUUUUUUCUCUAGCUUUUCACUUAAACCACUGUCCUAAAAAUAAUGUGAGGUAUUAAUCAUAGUUAUUUUGUGUUAAUAAUUGAAUGAAAACCACUACACAGUUGGGAGUGUGCAAAAUAUCUUAAGCAAAUAUAAAAUUUUCUUCUUUUCUUAAAAUAUGUUUAUGUUUUGUGAGUUGAAGCAUUCCUUCCCAUGAUGAUUCCAGGACUUUUUAAAAAAGUGCUCCUCGUGAACUUAAAGAUUACCGCAGGUUUCACUCAAAGAAGAGAUUUUCCAUCAUGUCAUCUGCAGCAAAGCUGGAGCAUAACAAAGAAACCGCUUGAGUCAAUACGUAAGGUAGAAAAAGGGCUAUAUAAGUAUACGCCAUUUACCAAUACAAUAAAAAAAAAUGAAGAAUUAAAGCUAACACUGUUGAAGUGUUUUUAUUCCAUUUCUAUUGAGAAAGAAAAUGAUUACAACAGCUUUUAGGGUUAAUUGGGGUACUUUUAGUACAGUAAAAACGUUCCACAAUGGUAACAUUACAUUUUAGCUUCUGUGUGAUCUCUUGUGAAUUUUGGAGAGACUAGGGAAACAAAAAAUACUUAAAAACAGAUUAAAUCUUGGUGCAAAUCCUCUAUUAUACAAAUUUUGUUGAAAGGCUGUUUUUAAUUUUUAUAUAAGAUAUUUAAAUACUGCUAUUCAAAAUGCAUUUUAUGGUAUUUAAUUUAUGCCUAAGUAUAGCAAAAAUGUGAAUUUAUAAAUAAUUUUGAAGAUUUUGUGCAUAGAAAAGCUGUUUUAGAAGGAAUUAUUUUGCUGGGGGGGAUUGGAUUAGAAACCCUUCAAUGUAACUUAAGUCUGUCCAAUGACUGGCCACUUUUCCAUUCCUCUUAAUUUUAUAAAUUCACCCACUUUUUCUUUUUCUUUUUUUCUAACACUGACCUACAAUCUAUUUUAGCAUUGAAAAACCAAUUCGGAGGGAUGACUUAACUUUGUUUUUGCAAUGAGCAUGAAGAACACAUUUAAAAUGUCAACAUGACUACUUUAAAAGUAGUGUUUGUAGGUCAAAUCUUGAAUCCUUUGUGCCAUGGCUAAGCGAUUUCACCGAUAAACAAUCUUCUGAAAAAGUUAUGAAGAUGGUCCUUAAAAGGAAUCCUUCCAAAUAUUGCUAAGGAGUACUUUUAAAAGGAUUACAGGAAUUUCUGGAUUCCUUUUUUAAAAAACGUAAAUGUUUAAUACAACACAAAACCGCUACUGUCCUUUUAGGCUUUGGAUAUCUGGAUAACUGGGGCUUUGUUUGUUCUUCAACACUUAAUGUUAAUUAUUAAGCUAAAAUGGCAAAUGUGAGCUGGAAUAACUGCACCUGAAUAUUUUUUGUUUCUUCUCUUAAACAAGCUACAAAGAGUUUACUCAUCUGUUUUCCUGCUACUCAAACUAGCAAAUGUUUUGUCACCAUUUGAGAGGAUUUACCUGUGUGAUGUGUUUUUUUUUUAUCUUUGUUUCAUUGUAUUUACGUGUAUUAUAAAAUAAUAAUUACAUUUCCGUUGAUGUUGAAAUAAAACGCAUCCAUGGACU